This is a messenger RNA of Paramacrobiotus metropolitanus, 1857 nucleotides long. RefSeq names its product tRNA (guanine(37)-N1)-methyltransferase-like. The record is from RefSeq and is a predicted model, not a curated record. Bases 188 to 1585 code for a protein of 465 amino acids. The transcript has 3 exons. Gene Ontology annotation, cellular component: mitochondrial matrix; cytoplasm. NCBI's taxonomy places the organism in Eukaryota, Metazoa, Tardigrada, Eutardigrada, Parachela, Macrobiotidae. Gene Ontology annotation, biological process: tRNA N1-guanine methylation; mitochondrial tRNA methylation.
CAGCCGCCACGGUGGACGGGACAGGUGCAGGCUUUGCAAGUUCAACUUGUCGCCCUUCGCCACUUUUUUAUCUGGGUAAUUUGUUUGGAACUUUAUGCGAUAGAUUUGUUUUUUAUUUGUUUUGCGAAAGAACCGUCCGCUUUGAGUGAAUGUCGGAAGCGGGAUUGUCUUCGGUUUAUGGUCAUCCAUGAUUUUUCAGCUCACCUGGAAAUAUCGGCCAGUCACCACUCUUUGGCGCAAGAUGUCGACCUCCAUUUUAACUCCUCCGGCUGCCGUGCGCGGCAUGAAAGAGCUGGAUAAAAGCCUGUUUGUGAAGGACAUACAAGUGCCGUGCUUGUAUAUCCCGGCGGAUUCUUUUCGGAUUCCGGACGUUCGCUAUACGAUAAAACAAUAUCUUAUGAGGAUAAAGCGAUUUAUUUCGACUGUUCAGGACAGCGAAGAGGAGAAAAGACUAGUCCUGAAUCCCGACACGGUGCAAGAGUGGGACUCUCUUGAGGCCAAGCAUCGGACAUUUCUGGAAAGCAAGGGAAUAUCGAGGGAAUCCUUGCGCAAGGAGAGUGUGACGCUCAACUACGACAGCUGGGGUGCUCAUGAAAUUAUUUCGGCUAUCCUUGGCGAUUCAGCUCCGAGUGUCUCUGGCUUCAGCAGAGUGGGACAUAUCAUCCAUUUGAAUCUUCGAGACGAGCAUGAGCCGUACAAGCGUCUGAUAGGUGCGAUUUUACUGGAGAAAACUCCAAAUGCUCGAUCUGUGAUCAAUAAGUCCUCGAAUAUUGAGUCGGAAUUCCGGAAUAUAAACUACGAGCUGCUUGCUGGAGAAAGCGAUCUAGUCGCCGUUUCGAAGGAAAAUGGUUGCACAUUCCAUGUUGAUUACGCGCAUGUGUACUGGAAUCCGCGGCUUAGUUCGGAACACGAGCGGUUGGUUAAAGAUUUGCAGCCGGACACGAUCUUAUACGACAUAUUCGCCGGCAUCGGUCCAUUUGCUAUCCCGGCGGGAAAGAAGGGAUGCACCGUGCUGGCAAACGACUUAAAUCCGGCUUCCUAUCAGUGGCUGCAGAAAAAUAUCGCUGUCAAUAACGUCUCGCAUAAUGUCGUCCCUUAUAACAUGGAUGCUAGGGAAUUUAUCAAAACAGUAGUGAAAGAGGAUAUGCUUAAAAGAUAUGCCAACGAUCCGGGGGCUGAUUUGCGGUUUGCCAUGAAUCUUCCUGCAUGUGCUGAUGAAUUCCUUAAUGAAUUUAACGGACUGCUGCACGGACACGAAUUCCAGGAGCAUGUCCAUCGCCCGCCGACGGUCUGCCUUUACUGCUUCGAGAAGGAUACGGAUCCUCUUACUCCUGCGGGACGAGUAAGAAGAAAUCUGGGAUACUCCUUGGAUGAGAGCAAAAUUUCACAACGAAUCGUUAGGCAAGUGGCCCCUAAUAAGUUCAUGCUAAUGUUACAGUUUCGCGUCCCUUUCGAAGUAUUAAUGCGGCCUCCUGGGUUGGUACAUUUGCUCAUGGAUAAUGCAGUCGAAGAAUCAGGAACGUCCGAACAAAAUGCGCACGAGUCGGAUCAUGUUGGGACUAAGCGAAGAAGACUGCACUCAUAAACUGAAUGAGUCGUACACGUGUGACUGUGUUGUCUGCGAUGAUUUGUACGAUGCUGUCGAUGUUCUUUCUUCGGACCACGGUGGUUUUUUUGUCGCACUGAAUUUGUUUAACUUCAUCGUUUCUUAUAGUAUGUAAUGAGAGCGCGGUAUUCUUUUUAUUGAUAAAUCACUGAGCUUAGUUUUAUCAUGUAAAACAGGUAAAACGUAAACACCGUUCUGUAAUACUUCAGGGUUCAGUGCGAAACUAUUGCAUGCAGUAAAUUAUACGAGUA